UUUCACUUGUCCUUGCAAGAACAAGGUGGUUGACCACUCUGCGAUGGCCGAGAGACAGAUUCCCUUCACAAUGCUGCGCCAGCCUAGCUGGGAUCCUUUCCACGACUGGCAGCACAGCAGCCGGAUUUUUGACCAGGCCUUCGGCAUGCCGGUCUUGCCGGAGGAGCUCUUCUGUUGGCCCGGCAGCCACUGGGCAGGUUAUCUCCAUCCCUCAGGCUCCAUGAUGGACGCUGGACUCUUCUCCCAAAACCCUUUUACACGCAUGUUGUCCCGCCAGCUCAGUGGAGGCAUGGCUGAUGUGAAGCAAAGCCGAGACCAGUGGAAGGUCAGCAUGGAUGUCAAUCAGUUUACCCCUGAGGAACUGACGGUCAAAACCAAGGAUGGAAUGGUGGAAAUCACUGGCAAACAUGAGGAGCGCAGAGACGAGCAUGGAUACGUGUCCAGAAGCUUCACCAGGAAAUAUACUCUCCCUCCUGGAGUGGAUGCUGAGAAGGUCACCUCUUCCCUCUCUCCUGACGGCGUGCUGACCAUCGAGGCUCCUCUGCCUAAGCCUGCACUUCAGGGUGCCGAAAAAUCCAUCCCUGUGUCUCAAGCCAAGAAAUAA
Colossoma macropomum (tambaqui) is the source of this 604-nucleotide messenger RNA. Its product is annotated as heat shock protein beta-1-like. Lineage: Eukaryota; Metazoa; Chordata; Actinopteri; Characiformes; Serrasalmidae. Gene Ontology annotation, molecular function: protein folding chaperone. The record is from RefSeq and is a predicted model, not a curated record. Gene Ontology annotation, biological process: protein refolding; response to heat.